Molecule: messenger RNA, 1282 nt
Organism: Oncorhynchus tshawytscha (Chinook salmon)
Lineage: Eukaryota; Metazoa; Chordata; Actinopteri; Salmoniformes; Salmonidae
Gene: uck2b
Product: uridine-cytidine kinase 2b
Exons: 8
Coding region: 46-837 (263 amino acids)
Cellular component (GO): cytosol; cytoplasm
Molecular function (GO): kinase activity; ATP binding
Source: RefSeq, a predicted model, not a curated record
GUGUAUUCUUCCCAGCUGCGUUGUUGUAGGCACGUUAUUGCAAGCAUGGCCGGGGACACUGAAACACAUCUCAGUGACUAUGCCGAAAAUAACAACGUUAUCCGACAACCAUUCCUUAUCGGAGUGUCCGGAGGCACUGCCAGUGGCAAGUCGUCGGUGUGUGAGAAGAUCAUGGAGCUUUUGGGCCAGAACGAAAUCGACCACCACCAGCGACAGGUAGCCAUCCUCAGCCAGGACAGUUUCUACAGAGAGCUGACUCCAGAACAGAAGGCAAAAGCACUCAAGGGCCAGUUCAACUUCGAUCACCCAGAUGCCUUUGACAAUGAGCUGGUCAUGAAGACUUUGUGGCAGAUCAUGCAGGGGAAGACCGUACAGAUCCCUGUGUACGACUUUUUCACUCAUUCCAGGAAGGAUGAGUUUGUGACUGUGUACCCGGCUGACGUGGUGCUGUUCGAGGGCAUCCUGAUGUUCUACUCCCAGGAGAUAAGAGACCUGUUCCAGAUGAAACUGUUCGUAGACACGGAUGCAGACACGCGGCUUUCACGCAGAGUGCUAAGAGACAUAGGUGAACGGGGCAGGGACCUUGAGCAGGUUCUUACUCAAUAUAUCACAUUUGUCAAACCUGCUUUUGAAGAGUUCUGUCUUCCAACUAAGAAGUAUGCUGAUGUGAUCAUCCCUCGUGGCGCAGAUAACUUGGUGGCAAUAAACCUGAUAGUACAGCACAUCCAGGACAUUCUAAACGGCGGACUGACCAAGCGGCACAGCGGCUGCAUGAACGGGCACAGCACGCCCGCCCGGCAACGACGGACCUCAGAGUCCAGCAGUCGCCCUCAUUGACCUCCUUUGUAUUGGAGGCAGAGUGUGAUUAGAUCUGUACAUAAUUCCCAAUGGCAUUGCCGUAUUUAAGAUGGAGGAAGGCUACGUCCUGAUUCUCUACCCUGUUACCAGACUGUGCACUUGCACACUUCUGGUCCUUGUAGGAGAAGUGUAGAGAAUUGGGACACAGGCAAAGAGUAACUACCAUGCUUAUUAUUAUUAUUAUUAUUAUUAUUAUUACAACUACUACUGUUAUUACAGGUACUUUUAUUGUAAUUGUUGGAUUUGGUUCAGGCGGGGAGAGAGAACCUCCAGUUUUUGCAAUGAGAUCAUGUGUUAAGAAUGACCCCCUUUUUGUUUUCAUCCGUUUAUUUCAAAUUUGUAUUUCAUAUAGUUUGCUUUUUGAAAGAUUUAAUCAAAUGUGGAAACUGGUGUUGUCCAAUGAGAAUUAAACCCUAAAAUCACA